AUGUUUACCACCAAAUGGCUACCAGCCGCCCGACUGAACAUCCAUCAAGUCCGGGGAUUCUCACUGAUUUCGACGCAUACCUCGUUCCCAGCGACCAUGUAUCGAUUCCAGCUCGAGCGCAAGGCGACAUUAUAUGAUGUGCGCCAGGAUGAGACCCGUCACAGGAAGGAUGCAGUCAGUGUGUCGGAUGAUGGUCUGGUGCAUGCGACGAUUUCAAAAUCAAGUCCUUACUCCAAUGGCCCAAUCUUUAUGCCAAACACUCGCCUCAUGCAACAAAUGCUUCGAUUUGAUUUUGAGCGAUACCAAGAAGAGAUCGGUGAUGGGAAGUCCCUUAUGGAUCCCAGUGUUAUCUGCAUUCAGCGAGGCACUCGGAUUCCCCCGGCGCUGGUGUUGUGGAGGGAAGGAGUUUCUCGCUUUUCCCUGCAGCCUUCGCAACCUAUGGAAGUUGAAAAACUGAACGAUGUGCUCAGCGAAUUUUAUGAGCAAUCUGCGACUGUUGUCGGCGCAGAGGAAUGGAUUGAGAAACAUCCCUACCAGGACAGCUUUGCUGAUCAAAAUGAGAAGGAAUGGAUGGAGGUCUAG
This is a messenger RNA of Penicillium bovifimosum, 582 nucleotides long. RefSeq lists its product as uncharacterized. NCBI's taxonomy places the organism in Eukaryota, Fungi, Ascomycota, Eurotiomycetes, Eurotiales, Aspergillaceae. The coding region runs from base 1 to 582 and encodes 193 amino acids. The record is from RefSeq and is a predicted model, not a curated record. The transcript is spliced from 4 exons.